Messenger RNA from Branchiostoma belcheri (Belcher's lancelet), 920 nucleotides. RefSeq names its product tripartite motif-containing protein 2-like. The record is from RefSeq and is a predicted model, not a curated record. Bases 109 to 864 code for a protein of 251 amino acids. The transcript has 2 exons. NCBI's taxonomy places the organism in Eukaryota, Metazoa, Chordata, Leptocardii, Amphioxiformes, Branchiostomatidae. Gene Ontology annotation, molecular function: translation repressor activity; ubiquitin protein ligase activity; protein binding. Gene Ontology annotation, biological process: proteasome-mediated ubiquitin-dependent protein catabolic process; protein polyubiquitination; negative regulation of translation.
ACUAGUCCCCCACUAGCUGCAGGGAAGGGACAAACCAGCAGAGUUAGCAGGGUCUGGGGUGCAGAGUGGAGACCUCAGCAGUCAGGCAAACACACGCUGGGGGUCUGUAUGGGGGAUACAAAGGAUCUUUGUUCUCUCACUGUAGAUGUGGCCAGUAACAAUCGUGUGCUGAGAUAUGGGCAGAAAGGUAGCCAACUGGGGCAGUUUGACAGUCCUAUAGAUGUAGCAGUCAGGGGGGACAGGCUGUAUGUGGCUGAUACUUGGAACGAUCGUGUUCAGAAAUUUUCCCCAUCAGGAGAACUGCUGCACAAAUUCCCUCUGGGUGAAUAUUGCACACGCCCCUAUGGCCUGGCAGUGCAGAGGGAUGGGAGGGUUGUUGUAGCUGAUCGAGACAAACACAGCAUCUUCCUGUUUGAGGCAGAUGGGACACUGGUGAAACAGGUGGGAGGGAAGGGGAAGGGGGAGGGACAGUUUGAUGAGCCAUUUUUUGUCUGUGUGGAUAAAGAAGACAACAUCAUUGUGACAGAUUAUGGCAACAGCCGUGUUCAGGUGUUUGACAGGAACCUGAACUAUAAACACAAGUUUGGUCAGAAGGGCAGACAGCCACAGGACAUGUUUGGUCCCAUGGGGGUGUCAGCUGACAGCAGGGGGAACAUAGUUCUGGCAAACAUUGGGGGUAUAACUGGUGGCAUUGGGCACAGUGAGAAGCUUCAGGUGUUCCGCCCAGACGGCACCUGGGUGUCCACCAUUAGCAGUGAUGGGGACAAACUGAACGAACCCCACGGGGUGGCUGUGACAGAGGAUGGACAUGUGUUUGUAUCUGAUACUGGGGACCACAGUAUCAGGAAGUACAGAUACAUGUAACAGUGCAGAACAAACCAUGUACAGGAACAGGCUUUCCUUACACAGUUACAGGCUCA